AUGCGUUCUGCAUCAUUUCUUCUAUGGGGUCUGGUACCUCUCCUUUCAUCCGCCCAACUCACUGGUAGAGUCGGGCCCCUCAAGUCAGCGGCUGAGAAGGCCGCUUAUAAAACGUGCAAUGUUCUUGAUUACGGAGCAGUCGCCGACUUGUCAACUGAUAUUAGUGAACCAUUACUGGACGCCUUUGCGGACUGUAAUGGCGGCGGUCUGGUGUAUGUUCCGGAAGGAGAGUAUGCCUUGUCGAGCUGGGUCCUCUUUGAUAAAGGAAAGUCCUGGGCUCUGCAACUUGACGGUGUGAUCUACCGUAAUGGAACCGACGGCGGCAACAUGAUAGCUUUUGAUCACACGAGCGAUUUUGAGAUGUUCAGCAGCACCGGAAAGGGUGCGAUUCAGGGACUCGGGUAUGAGUUUCGUAUUGCGGGACAAUCGACGAAUACCAGGACGUUGAGGUUGCAGAAAACCUCCUCUUUUGCCGUUCAUGAUAUUAUCUUGGUUGAUUCUCCAGCUUUUCAUUUGUCGCUUGACACUGUGACAGAUGGUGAAGUUUACAAUGUUGUCGUUCGCGGGGGCAACUCCGGUGGGCUAGAUGGUAUUGAUGUGUGGGGUGAGAAUGUCUGGGUCCAUGAUGUCGAAGUGACUAAUAAGGAUGAGUGUGUGACUGUCAAGAAUCCAUCCCAUAACUUGUUGAUCGAGAACGUCUACUGCAACUGGAGUGGAGGUUGCGCAAUCGGAUCCAUUACCUCAGGCACGAAUAUCACGGACAUCAUCUACCGUAACGUGUACACUCAUUCGUCCAACCAGAUGUUUAUGAUCAAGAGUAACGGGGGUGACGGAUACGUGAGGAAUUUGGCUCUAGAGAAUUUCAUUGGACACGGAAAUGCCUAUUCCCUGGACAUUGACAGCGCCUGGAGCAACAUCGAGACAGCCGACGGAGAUGGUGUCGAGUUUUCAAACAUUACCAUAUCCAAUUGGAAGGGCACUGAAGCGAAUGGGGCGCAACGUGGUCCGAUCAAGAUCCUCUGUCCUGAUGAUAAUCCUUGCUACGAUAUUACGAUGAAGGACUUUGCCAUGUGGACGGAAACCGGAGACAGCCAGACCUAUUUCUGCCAGAGCGCUUAUGGGGACGGAUUCUGCCUCCAAGAUGGUGACGAUCUGAAGGAGUACACAACGACCCUGACUGCCACCAGCGCACCGACUGGCUACACAGCACCCACAAUGAAGGAAGAUCUUUCCGAAGGGAUAGCUUUGAACACAUCCAUUGCGAUUCCUACUAUUCCCGCCUCCUUUUACCCCGGUGUGACGCCAUACAGCCGCAUCGCAGGCGGCAGCUCAGCAGCUGUAACCCCCAGCUCGAGUGUUGCACCCCCUUCGAGCUCUGUAAACGCCAGCUCAAGUUUCGUCGCAUGGAGUUCUUCAGUUCAUGUCUCAUCAUCGUCGAGGGCUGUCAGCUCGCCAUCCAUGACCAAAGAGAGCCCUUCAUCAUAUUGGACAAGGGCUACAGCAACACCCACUACGACUGCUGCAACUGGCACCCAGCCCACCAAUCCCGUCGAGAAGAAGCCGUCCGCUGAUACCGAAGUAGUAGUUGGAAAGUGUGGUUUUGCCGCACCCCCAAGCCAGAAGCCCCAUCACCAUGUACACCACAACUCUCCUCACCACCAUUGA
Molecule: messenger RNA, 1665 nt
Organism: Aspergillus pseudonomiae
Lineage: Eukaryota; Fungi; Ascomycota; Eurotiomycetes; Eurotiales; Aspergillaceae
Product: pectin lyase fold/virulence factor
Exons: 4
Coding region: 1-1665 (554 amino acids)
Biological process (GO): carbohydrate metabolic process
Molecular function (GO): polygalacturonase activity
Source: RefSeq, a predicted model, not a curated record